Actinia tenebrosa (Australian red waratah sea anemone) is the source of this 1514-nucleotide messenger RNA. RefSeq names its product ras-related protein Rab-11A. Gene Ontology annotation, molecular function: GTP binding; GTPase activity. The record is from RefSeq and is a predicted model, not a curated record. NCBI's taxonomy places the organism in Eukaryota, Metazoa, Cnidaria, Anthozoa, Actiniaria, Actiniidae.
CUGAACCAUCCUUAGAUAUUUUGCUUCAAUAUUUCACUUCAGAAGCCUUAAUUAUAUAGCUUAAAGUUCCUGCUGUUGAUUUUGUGAAUUUGAGGAAUUCUGGUUGAGAAAUAUUGUCAUUUGUUGAGGUUUAUUGAAAUUUGCUUUGAAACUGAAUAAUUUGACUUUGGACUUGGUUGUUAUAGCAUAUACUUUCGACCAUGGGAACGAAGGACGACGAAUAUGACUAUCUUUUCAAAGUUGUACUUAUUGGUGAUUCUGGAGUUGGAAAAUCAAAUUUACUCUCUCGAUUUACGAGGAAUGAGUUUAACUUGGAGUCAAAAUCGACCAUUGGGGUUGAAUUUGCCACAAGAAGCAUCCAAGUAGACGGAAAAACUAUAAAAGCUCAGAUAUGGGAUACAGCUGGUCAGGAACGAUAUAGAGCCAUCACAAGCGCGUAUUAUCGGGGAGCCGUUGGUGCAUUGCUGGUCUACGACAUUGCUAAACACUUGACUUAUGAAAACGUCGAGAGAUGGUUAAAGGAACUGCGAGACCAUGCCGACAGUAACAUUGUGAUCAUGUUGGUUGGAAACAAGAGUGAUUUGAGACAUUUAAGAGCUGUACCUACGGAUGAAGCCAAGGCAUUUGCAGAAAAAAAUGGCUUAUCUUUCAUAGAGACGUCUGCAUUGGAUUCAACCAAUGUUGAAGUAGCUUUUCAAAACAUAUUAACAGAAAUCUACCACAUUGUGUCUCAAAAGCAGAUCCAUGACUCCCCCACCUCCGACGGCAGCCACCCUAGUAAUAAUGUACAAACCAUUCAUGUAGCACCUACGACAGACGAGGACAGAAAGAAAAAAGUACAGUGUUGCAAUGCAUAGAUUCCUAUCAGCAAUUCCGAAUUCCUGCUUUGUUGGUAAUAUUAUUCUUUUCUAUCUUAAACUACUUCCCAGGGGGGGAAUUAAAUAACAUUUAAUGGGGAACACUGAAUAACUUGUGAUUUAGUUUCUAAGGAAAUUGUCAUAGUGACCCCCCCUGACUUAGUAGAAGUAAAUACAUGCACACACACCCCCACACAUGCUUAUUAUAUGUGUUGAAAUAACUUGUGAGUCAGUUUCAAAACACUUGUUUAAUUCUUUGUUUGCUUUUGUGUUGAUAACAGGGUUAUCAAUACUAGCUUGAGUAAGUGGCAAAAUGUAAUCAAUGGGCAUCAGUGAUUGAAUCUUUCUGACGUUUCCCCUAAAUUUUUGGGAACUUUAAUCAAAAUAGGCRGCAAGUUCACUUAAAAUACCCAGCGAGAUUCGCCCCCAGCUUCUGUUGAAAACCCUGUGAUAAUGUUGUCCAAAAGACUGGGAGGUUGAUGACGUAAUGUGUAAAAAAUCAGAAUGAUCCUCAUAACAAAGAUGAGCAACCAUGUUGAUGUUCAUGACAUGAAAAGAUUUCUGAGGUUAGUAUACAGUAUGCCAAAAAGUGUAGAAAACUAAAUGAUUCAAAUGACAAAGACAUGGUGGCCGUGAUGGUGUAGAUAACAAGAGAAU